UGAUGUUUAUCCAAUGCGUGUGCAGUACUAGGUCAUUUAGAUAACUUUGACAAACUGGUGGAACGGAUAAAUGGGCCAAUUUCCGACCAGAAAUUGGAUGAAAGUGCAGUUUUAAAGCUAUUUUUUGGCUGAAUGAGGGAAUAAUUUGGUUUAUGCAUUGCAUCUGUGGACAAAAAAUUGUUUACCCCUGGUCCCUUGGGGGUUUCCAUGACAACCAAACAAGCAAUGCUGAGAGAUUUAGGCUCUAGAGAUACAGCAUUUAUUGACACUGUAAAGAAAAUAAGGAGCAAGCUUUUAGAUGUGGCGGGUGUCCCAGCACAAGUAUUUACAAGUGUUCCAGUGCAAGGGAGUGGGACUUAUGCCGUAGAGGCAGUAUUCCAUACAGCUCUCCCUACAACAGGCAAGGCAUUGUUACUGGUAAAUGGAGCUUAUGGUAAAAGAAUGAAGAAAAUCUGUGAACUGGCUGGACUUGCACACCAAACAGAGAUCUUCUCUGAGAAUAUGAAGGUUGCACCUUCAGCAGUGGAGGAGAUUCUCCAAAACGAUCCAUCUUUCACCUUGGUAGCUGUGGUUCACUGUGAAACCAGCUCCGGAAUCAUAAAUCCUGUCUCUGAAAUUGGUUGCAUUGUUAAAAAUCACAUUCCAGAUGCAUCUUAUUUUGUGGAUGCUAUGAGUUCGUUUGGUGCCAUUCCACUUGAUCUCCAGGCUUCCAAAGUGGACUAUCUGGUCAGUUCAGCUAAUAAGUGUCUUGAAGGAGUCCCAGGGUUCUCCUUUGUAAUAGCCAGACUGGAUCAUUUACUGCAGUGCAAAGGUAACUCCACAAGUCUGAGCCUAGAUUUGUAUGAUCAGUAUGAUAACUUGGAGAAGACACAUCAGUUCCGUUUUACCCCUCCUACACAUUCCAUGCUGGCAUUUCAACAGGCCCUCCUGGAGCUGGAGCAGGAGGGUGGAGUAUUAGAGAGGGGUAAAAGAUACCAGAAAAAUUGUCAGAUUAUCCGAGAGGGCAUGAAAAAAUUUGGUUUCCGAGAAUUCCUAGACAGUUCCCACAAGGGAUAUAUCAUCACCUCCUUCUGCUUUCCAAAGGACCCCAAAUUUGUCUUUGAGGAAUUUUACCACAGACUGAAUGAAAAAGGUCUGGUGAUAUACCCUGGAAAAGUUCUGGAUAGCGAUUGUUUCAGGAUUGGAAACAUUGGUCACUUGUUCCCAGAUGACAUGACACAUCUGCUGCAGUGCAUUAAAGAAGUGUGCCAAGAAAUGGAGAUGAGUUUUCCCAUUAAUAAUUGAACAAAGGAAAAAAAAAGAGUUCAAAAUAACCAAAGAAAAAAAACUUAAUCUAGUCAAAGGCUCUCUCUUAAGAAUUAAUCAAAAAUAAAAAGUUAAACUUUAUCAACAACUUACAUAUUAUUGCAAUAUUAAUAUUAUGCAAUAAACUCUGCAGUAUCACAUAAGAAUUAUUUCAAAAACAAGGCUGAAAUUUAGGGUGGAUUUUUUGUGGAUAAUUGCUUUUACUGGGUUACUCCCUGGUAUUAUACAUUAGUGUUCAUUUAAUAUUCAGAAUUACAAGAAGGAUAAAAAAUUCAUUCAGUUUCACCCCCACAAACUGCAUUUAUGUAUUAUUAUUUAACUAUGCCCCCAGUGCCAUGCUUGCCACUGUAGAUAGGUUGGUCAAUGAGGGUUUUCAGUCUGGGAAAUUUUUGGUAAGAAUGAUGCAUGUUUAGGAAAUUUAGAUAAUUGGGGUGCAAACUGCUUUAUAUUCAGGAAAUGGUGCAAAGUUCUCGUAAUCAUAUUUCUUGUGAAAGGGAUAUGGACCAUGUCUUAGUCUAGUAGAGUUUCCACAUGUAUUGCCAUACAGUGAUACAAAUGUAUUUAUUUAAGGAAAUGAAUUUAUAUUAAUUUUUUGAAGCUGUUUCAAAAUCCAAUCUUUUUUAGUGAACAGAAUCUGUUUUUAUUUUUGCAUUGUUCUUUUAUUCCCAAUGUCAAAAUAUAACAUUUUUAUUAUGAAGCAAACAUUAAUUCAAAAAUAUAUUUUAUGAAUUUGUAUUUCAUAGUUGGAAUGUUGAUUCCAGGUAAAAUUUAGAAUAGAAUUGAACUAAAUAUUUUAGUAAUUAUUUUAAGAUCAUAAAGUAAUCAUAAAUAUUUAAGUAAUUAUUUUAAGAGUCCAAUCUUAUGUUAGCGACUGCUGUUUUUGAAAUACAAAAUACAUUGAAUUCACUUGUUGAUAUCCUAUUAUCUAACAGGUACCAGCUCUUCCUCAGUCCAUCCACAUUUUUGCUGAUGUUAUCUCUACAUAAAAGAAUAUAAUAAAACAAGUAGGCCAGACAAUGUUGAUAAGUUGGUUAUUGAGCAGCACCUCAGUGUCAUUUAAUUCAUUUUAUUUUAUUUUAUUUCAUUUAGAGGUAAUCCACAGUAUGGGCAAUUUGAGAGAAAAAAAAAGCAAUAAGGUUUUUCUUGGGAUCAGUUGUUAAUUUCUCCCAUUUGCCAAACCAAUGUCUAAGGCAUGCUCGGGUCUGAAUAAAGUCUCACUUGAUAACCAACUUAUCAAUUUUGUAUGGCCUAAGCAACAAAUUAUGACUAUAUACGUACAGUAUUACUGUAUAAUUAAUUAUAUUAUAUUAUCUCUCCUUAUCGCCUAUUUCUUUGCUGCAUUUUACAGUUAAACAGAUUUUUAAAAAGUUUUUGCAGAGCUACAAUAUUUUACAGUUAUUAUCAGUAUUUUUUUUUUUACAACAUUCAGUUUUAUCUGGACACUUGGUGAUGAUAUGUAUCUGCCAUGGAAUGAAAAAAGGGACCUUUAUCAAAGAAACUGUUGUUCACUGGUAAAACACUUAAUUUUAUUUAAUAUAAUUAUAUUUUAAAUACAUUUCUUAAAUUACAUACAUGGGAAACUGAGGUCAUGCUGGCAAAAAUCAUUAUUCUCUGAUUCUCCAAAUAAUUUGCUCUGGUUAAAUAAUUUUCAAAAUAUUCUGAGUGAAAAUUGCACUUAUCACUGUUUGACUCAAAUUUUUUAUCUGGCUUUGGGUAAAAUUCUUCACCUAUGUUAAAGAGACAAAUUGCUUGCCAGAAUGAGCCCAUUGUUAAUAAAUUACAUAAAUAGUAGCUAUAUUUUAAGAUCUACAACUUAUAUAUCUAGUUUUAAUAAAAUAACUGAAUUAUAAAUAAUGAUUGUGUUCAUAGUUUGUCCAUUUUUAAGCAGUGCACAUAAAUAUAGCAAAUAUUAGCAAAAGAAAUAAAUUUAAAGAAAUCUCCCUUAAAUCUAAUUGCGGGAUAUAUUUCAAUCUGAAAUGUAAUAUUUGAAAAAAAUUACAUUGUUUACUAGAUUGGCAUUUAAUAGUGUAAAGUGCUAUAAAAUUGAGACACUUGGCAAUAUUAUGUGAUAUUAUGUCACUAACUUUUAAUCAUUGACAAAGUUAAAACAUCUUUGUAUUAUUACAAAACAAGUCAAACAAAUAUCAAGAAGUUUUAAACAUUUGAUUAGAACAAAAA
This is a messenger RNA of Lingula anatina, 3483 nucleotides long. RefSeq lists its product as uncharacterized. NCBI's taxonomy places the organism in Eukaryota, Metazoa, Brachiopoda, Lingulata, Lingulida, Lingulidae. Gene Ontology annotation, biological process: organic phosphonate catabolic process. The record is from RefSeq and is a predicted model, not a curated record. Gene Ontology annotation, molecular function: 2-aminoethylphosphonate:pyruvate transaminase activity.